Messenger RNA from Haemonchus placei, 600 nucleotides. The record is from the annotation of a GenBank genome assembly. NCBI's taxonomy places the organism in Eukaryota, Metazoa, Nematoda, Chromadorea, Rhabditida, Trichostrongylidae.
AGUCAAGGAAUUCCACUCCAGGAUCAGCUCCUGCUAUCGGUGAUUCCUGCAUAUCUUACUGAUAAAGUCAGUAAAAGCAUAAUUCAGUCCAGCAGUACUGCAUCACAUCGGAUAAACUCAAAACAUCAUAAGCUUUUUCAUGAUCUGCACAUUGCAGUCGCUGUGAAAAUUGAUCAAAAGAUUCGAGCCUUUUUCAGUAUUUUGUUUGCUGAUAUUGUGAAUUUUACCGUAUUGGCAGCUCAACUGACGGCAAAGGAUCUCGUCCGAACACUGAACGAGUUAUACAGUAAAUUCGAUAAGGAUGCUCAAAAACUUCAAUGUAUGCGCAUCAAAUUCCUUGGCGAUUGUUAUUAUUGUGUGUCGGGGAUGCCCGUCAAUCGGCCAAAUCAUGCCGAUAUGUGUGUGGUCAUGGGCUUGGAGAUGAUCAAAACUAUCAAGCAAAUUCGUCUAGCCACUGGUGUAGACGUUAAUAUGAGAAUUGGCGUUCACACUGGUUCAGUACUCUGUGGAAUUCUCGGACUACGAAAAUGGCAAUUUGAUAUUUGGAGUGAUGACGUCAUCCUAGCAAACCACAUGGAAUCAGCAGGAGUACCUGGGUAG